AGCUGGAGUUCCACGGUGGAGUCUUAGUAUGUCAUUGGAAACAACAGCAAAACUCCAGCUUCGUGUUUGUUUGUUUAUUUAUUUAUUUAUUUUUUUUCGGAGCUGGGGACCGAACCCAGGGCCUUGUGCUUGCUAGGCAAGCGCUCUACCACUGAGCUAAAUCCCCAACCCCCGUGUUUAUUUUUAUAUAUUUAAACUUAUUAUAUUAUUUUAUCAUAUAAAAUAUGAAUAUUUAUAUUUUGAGUAAAAUAUAUAUUACAUCUUGCACUUGAAAUUAUUUAAUUUCAACCCAGGCUUUCUUCUGGGCCUUUGAGCCUGUAGUCCCCAGAUGAAAGACACACACAGACUUUAUAUUUACAAUAAGCCUUAAACAGCACAAGAGCUGGGCGGAUACCACCCUCUGUGCUAUUAGAAUAUACUUUCCUAUCAGUAACCCCAAGUCAUUUAUACUAUGUGUCACCUGGGCUGCUCUUAACUCCAGUUGGCCAGCCUGCAGGGCCAUGUUUUUAUGGCUCACUUAACCCAUGGCGGCUUCUCCCUCCUCCUCCUGCUCCUUCUUCUCAGGUCCCAAGCCCAGGAAACUUAAACCCCACCUAUGUCUCUCCUGCCCAGCUAUUGGCAGUUGGUGUGCUCAUUACCAAUCAGAAAUAACUGGGGGCAAGGUCUACAUGGGACCUCUUUCAUCUCUGGAACAACCAGAUUCUGGGGGCCUGCACUUAGCCUUACAAUAAAUAACAAAGGACCAAACCUCAACACCUAUUUUAGAAAAAUUCCAUGAUUUUUUUUUUUUUAAGAUUUUAUCUUUACUGGAGGGUUGACUGAGUGGCUAAAGGUACUUGUUGCUUUUGUGAUGACCUGGGUACAGUUCUCAGCACUGAAAUCAAGUGAUUCAUAACCUUUAGUAAUUUCAGCUCCAGGAGAUAUGAUGGCCCCUUCUGGCUUCCAUGGGUACUGCACCCACAUUGUACACAUAUAGACAAGCAGGUGCAUACACACAAAUAGUUAAAAAUGUAAAUAUUUAUUUUAAAUUAUUUGUGUGUGUAUGGGAGUGCCAGAAAAGGAUGUUGGGUUACCCAGAGUUACAAACCAGUGUCGGUGAGAACCAAACUCGGGUGCUCUGGAGGAACAGCAAGUGGCCUUAACCACAGAGCCAUCUCUCCAGCCUCUCUUCCGUGUUUUUAUGUUUUUUUUCUUAACUUAUAUGUCUCUGUGUGGGCAUGUACACACAAGUGCAGGUUCCCACAGAAACCAGAGAGCAUCAAAUUCCUUGGUGAGCCAGAGUUAAAGGUGAUUAUGUGCACCACACGUGGAUGCUGGAAGCCAAACUCAGGUCCUCUGUGAGAGCAGCCACGCUCACAUAGAACAGAGACCACGUGAAUGGGAAAGUUCACCCAGGGAAAUCGUCACCCAGGUUCCAGUUCUUAAACAGAAGAAUGUUCUCCCCGGAGUAAAACCCUACGAAUGCAGAGUAUGCGGGAAAGUUUACUCAUGUUUGUCCUCUCUUAAAAGGCACACUCAGUGUCAUAGCAAGCAUGCAUGGUGUGGGAGUCACAUAUUCGGAGGAACAUCAUACCAGUGUAAGGACUGUGGGAAAACAUUCAUUUUUCAAAGUUCAUUUCGAAUACACGAGAGGACCCACACUGGAGAGAAACCCUAUAAAUGUAAGCAGUGUGGUAAGGCUUUCAGCUGGCCCAGUUCCUUUCAGAUACACAAGAGGACUCACACAGGAGAGAAGCCCUACACGUGUAAGGAAUGUGGCAAAGCUUUCAUUUAUCACACUACCUACCGAGGACACAUGAGGACCCACACUGGAGAGAAACCCUAUAAAUGUAGGGAGUGUGGGAAGACCUUCAGCCACCCCAGCUCGUUUCGAAACCAUGAACGAACUCACUCCGGAGAGAAACCAUAUGAGUGUAGAUGGUGUGGAAAAACCUUCAGAUAUUACCAAACCUUUCAGAUACAUGAAAGGACCCACACUGGGGAAAAGCCUUAUCAGUGUAAGCAGUGUGGGAAAGCUCUCAGUUGCCUCACGUCUUUCCGAAGUCACGAGAGGAUUCACACUGGAGAAAAACCAUAUAAAUGUAGAAAAUGUGGCAAAGCCUUUAGUUUCCCCAGCUCCUUUCGCAAACAUGAAAAAAUUCACACUGGAGAGAAGCCUUAUGAUUGUAAGGAGUGUGGGAAAGCCUUCAUUUCUCUGCCAAACUUCCGGAGGCACAUGAUAAUGCAUACUGGAAAUGGGCCUUACAAGUGUAAGGAGUGUGGGAAAGCCUUCGAUUGCCCCAGCUCCUUUCAAAUUCACAAGCGAACACACACGGGAGAGAAGCCCUAUGAGUGUAAACAGUGUGGUAAGGCCUUCAGCUGCUCCAGCUCCUUUCGCAUGCAUGAGAGGACCCACACAGGAGAGAAGCCCCAUGAAUGUAAGCAGUGUGGUAAGGCCUUCAGCUGUUCCAGUUCUGUUAGAAUUCAUGAAAGGACUCAUACAGGAGAGAAACCCUAUGAGUGUAAGCAGUGUGGUAAGGCUUUUAGCUGUUCUAGUUCCUUUCGAAUACAUGAACGAAUUCAUACCGGAGAGAAACCCUAUGAAUGUAAGCAGUGUGGUAAGGCCUUCAGCUUUUCCAGUUCUUUUCGCAUGCAUCAGAGGACUCAUACUGGAGAGAAGCCCUAUGAGUGUAAACAGUGCGGUAAGGCCUUCAGCUGUUCCAGCUCCAUUCGGAUUCAUGAAAGAACACACACUGGAGAGAAACCGUAUGAAUGUAAGCAGUGCGGUAAGGCCUUCAGUUGCCCCAGCUCCAUUCGGAUACACGAAAGAACACACACUGGAGAGAAACCGUAUGAGUGUAAGCAGUGCAAUAAGACCUUCAGCUGCUCCAGUUCUGCCCGAAUGCAUGAAAGGACUCACACGGGAGAGAAACCCUAUGAGUGUCAACAAUGCCACAAGGCCUUCAGUUGUGCUCGAUCUUUUCAGAUCCAUGAAAGAACUCACACUGGAGAGAAACCCUAUGAAUGUCAGCAGUGUGGGAAGGCCUUCAGAUGUUCUCGCUCCUUUAGAGUACAUGGAAGAACUCAUAAUGGACAAUGAUCUUUUAAAUGAAAAUCAUGUGUUAAAACCUCCCAUUAUUCCACUGCCCUUUGAAGAUAUGAAAAUAUUUUUGCUUAGAGAAACACUGUAACAAAGUAUAACUGGAAAACCAUUUCUCUAGUUGUGAAUCCUAGAAAAAACCCUGUGACUCUUAUGUGAUGGGGAAGCCUUCAGUGGCUAUGCAACUUAAUGAGGCCACAAAGAUACAUAAGGGAAAAAUAAACCUUGUAUGUUAAGUAAUGUGUAAAAGCUCUCAGUUUGCUCAGUUACCUGGAAAUCACAAACUUGCAUUACACAGUAGCUUGAUGAAGCAAGCUUGGGAAACCAUCAGUAGUCUGUGUCCUGGAAAGCACAUGAAAAGAUUCACUGCAUAGGACCCUUAAGUGAAAAAUAAUGAUUAGUUUCCCAUCUUAGUGAAUGAUCACAUGAUACUCAUUUGAGAACUUGUGAGCUCAUGAAGACACCCAUUGUAAAGGAAUCCUAUAAGUGUAGAUAAUAUUGGGACAUUCCCAUGUAAGUUUGUAAUAAAAUUUAAGAAAUGUAAAAUUGAAAGAAACUGUGACUCUGGACUAUAGAUUUCUGUUACCUUUGCUUAUGUGAACAGUGAGGUUAGAUUAUUCUGAAAAUCAUCAUUAAACAAUAGUACAAAAGUUAAAUAAGUAGUGGGGUUUUUUUGUGUGGCAGUUACUACAUUUUUUAUUUUAUGUAUGGGUACACUGUGCUGUCUUCAGACAACACCAGAAGAGGGUAUCAGAUCCCAUUACAUAUGGUUGUGAAUCACUAUGUAGUUGCUGAGAAUUGAACUUGGAGCCUCUGGAAGAGCAGCCAGUGCUUUUAACUGCUGAACAUCUCAAGCCCAGUAGUGGGUUUGUUUGUUUGUUUGUUUGUUUGUUUGUUUGUUUUGAGACAGGGUUUCUCUGUGUAGCCCUGGCUAUCUUAGAACUCAUUUUGGAGACCAGGCUGGCCUCAAACUCAGGGAUCUGCCUUCCUUUGCCUCCUGAGUGCUGGGAUUAAAAGCAUGUGCCACUAUGUCUGGCUUUAUAAAUAAUGUUUUAUUAAACUUGUUACUAAUUUUCCUUUUCCAAGUCUGUUGGAGUCAUUAGUGAAGGGAAGUAUAUUGCUGAUAUAAAAAUUAUUUAAUUUUUUAAUGAGCUUUUAAAAAAAACAAUUUAGUUAUUGGUGAGAAUUUUCCUUGUGUCCUAAUCUUCUUAUUCAUAUUUUUUAAAGAGUGAUUUAUUUUUAUUACUUUUAGCUGUACAUAUUUGUGGUUCUGUAAACAUGAAUGUAGGUGUCCACACAGUCCAGAAGAAGGUUUUGGAUCCCUAAGAAGUAGAAUUACAGGAAGUCGUGAGCCACCCGAUGACAAGAGACCUGGGAAUAAAACUGAGGUUCUCUCCAACAGCAGUACCUACUGUUAACAAUUGAACCGGCUCUCUACCUCAUCACAGAUUUCAAUCAUUCUUUUUAUUAUUUAAGUUUUUUAAAGGGGGCAUAGAUAUUCUGUCUAGUACCAGGGCCCUCGAAAGGUAGAAGUUUUAAGGUUGCCCCCCCCCCCCCAGACAAAAGUUUAAAGCAGAAGAAAGAAACUGGUCGGGCCCUGGAACUGCAUGUUCCAGGAACUAGCUGACCACAGAAUUGAGUAAUUACACCAGCUGGUUCAGCAACUCUCUCCCAGGAACUAGCUGACCAUAAAGUUAGAUUAAAAUCUUAAAGAACAAUCUUGAGAAACAGGAAGCUUCUCCCAGGAACUGGCUGACCAUAAAGUUAGAUUACAAUCUUGAGAAACAGGAAGCUUCUCCUUGUGAUUUUUCACAGGUAUUCUCAACAUUUUUCAAUGACGCCAUCCCUACCCACUUGGGUUGUGGUUUCUUCCUUUAAAUACCCCUUCUCCCAGCUACUUGGGGCCGAAUUCCUCUACCCCUGCGUGGGAUAAGAGUCUCGACCCCAGUACACUGGUUCCUAUCAAUAAACCUCAUGUGAUUACAGCAA
Molecule: messenger RNA, 5068 nt
Organism: Rattus norvegicus (Norway rat)
Lineage: Eukaryota; Metazoa; Chordata; Mammalia; Rodentia; Muridae
Source: RefSeq, a predicted model, not a curated record